UACAGUCUCUACCGAUAAUCGAAGGAACGGUUUUGCUUGAAGGAAUGGAUACCAAAAGCCACGAAAGUGAGAACCGCGCGCGCGAAAGAUACAGUGAUCUAGAGAGAGAGAGAGAGAGAGCUGGAGACCUGUGUCGGGGAUUGUGUUGAGAAAGAUCGGGUGGAUAGAUUAUUAGAGAGAGAUGGUGCAUCAUCUUCUGGUUGUAGGGUCGUCACCGCUUCUCCUCCAAUCACAUUCUCCCCAUAUCCCUAGGGGAAUGUCAGGGCAUAUAACAAUAAAAUGCUCAUUUGAGCAGCAUAUAUCGAGCAGGGCUAUGACCAGACAUGUAUUAUCAGGGCUUGCUGCUUCAUUUAUAUUUCUUUCUCAAACAAGUCAGGCUGUUGCAGGAGAUAUUUCUAGUCACCAUAAUUUUUGCCAGCUAGCUAGAGCCGCAGAUAAUGUGCCAACUCUUCCACUUGAUGAGGGGUCUGAUGGAGGAAGCGAGAAGAAGAUGAUGAUGAUGAUGAUGAUGAGAGCUAUGACAGCAAAUAAUUUUGAUCCCAUGAGAUAUUCUGGUAGAUGGUUUGAAGUAGCUUCACUCAAAGGUGGCUUUGCUGGACAAGGUCAAGAAGAUUGCCACUGUACCCAGGGCAUAUAUACAUUUGACAUGAACGCACCUUCUAUCCAGGUCGACACCUUCUGUGUGCAUGGGGGUCCUGACGGAUACAUUACAGGUAUAAGGGGAAAGGUACAAUGCCUUCCAGAGGAAGAUGUGGAGAAGAACGAAACUGAACUGGAAAAGCAAGAGAUGAUCAAAGGAAAGUGUUACCUUCGUUUUCCUACUUUGCCAUUCAUCCCCAAGGAGCCUUAUGAUGUGAUUGCGACUGAUUAUGACAAUUUCGCACUUGUUUCUGGUGCAAAAGACAGAAGCUUUGUUCAGAUCUACUCAAGGACACCUGAUCCUGGACCGGAAUUCACAGAGAAGUACAAAGAUUACUUAGCAAGCUUCGGUUAUGACCCAAGCAAAAUCAAGGACACUCCACAAGACUGUCAAGUGAUGUCCGAUAGCCAGUUAGCUGCAAUGAUGUCAUUGAAUGGUAUGCUACAGGCUCUGACAAACCAAUUCCCUGAUCUGGGUUUAAAAUCCGCUGUUGAGUUCAAUCCGUUUACCAGUGUAUUCGGCACACUGAAGAAGCUUGUUGAGCUAUACUUCAAGCAAUGAUCGAGCUUUACUGAUUGGGAUUGUGCUUUUUUAGUAAGCUAUUAGAGCUGCUGUAAGAUACUACAAUUAUAGAAUGGUAUUUUGUAUCCAUAUUUUUCUUUUAUAUAAACCAAACGCGAUGAAGAAUUGUCUCCGCUAUAUGGCUCAGCUAAAAGGCAAUGUAUAACUGAUUGUAUAGUAUUUUUUUCCUUGUGCAACAAAUUUUUGCUCAAUACAUUACAAUUAUCUUA
Rhododendron vialii is the source of this 1431-nucleotide messenger RNA. RefSeq names its product chloroplastic lipocalin. The coding region runs from base 182 to 1201 and encodes 339 amino acids. The transcript has 5 exons. Lineage: Eukaryota; Viridiplantae; Streptophyta; Magnoliopsida; Ericales; Ericaceae. Gene Ontology annotation, molecular function: small molecule binding. The record is from RefSeq and is a predicted model, not a curated record.